Aphanomyces invadans is the source of this 1099-nucleotide messenger RNA. RefSeq lists its product as hypothetical. The coding region runs from base 23 to 463 and encodes 146 amino acids. NCBI's taxonomy places the organism in Eukaryota, Oomycota, Saprolegniomycetes, Saprolegniales, Verrucalvaceae. The record is from RefSeq and is a predicted model, not a curated record. The transcript is spliced from 2 exons.
AGAAGGAGUUGCGAGACAGAGAAUGGCCGCGCAUGGCAAGCCCGCGGAAGGCAUGGAGUGCCUUGCCACGAUGGAGGACAUCACCGAAGAAACGUACGUUGAGUAUCAGACGUACCCGAGUUUGCAGUGGCAUCCAUGCCAGUUCAGUGCCGACGUCGUCAUGCAACUCCAAGAGGCCCAGUUCACUGCAUUUAUGAAAGGUGUCCAAGAACCUGAUUGCAAAGCCGAGCUGCGACGGUUGCUGGCCAAAGGGCCCCCUAUUUGGAUCGAAGACAAGUACGGGUUUCCCCUACCGGACAACGGCGACACACACGUCGUGGCGCUGUGGUUCAGCGGCACAAACGAAGAGAAGAGCGCGAAGCUGAAAGGUGCUGUGGAGGGUGAAGAACGGGAAAAGCUGUGGUCCGAGCUCAAGGAAUUGUUGGCGGCCAUGGAAGAAGACAAAGAAGAAGUGCGAAACUGAACGUACAGAACCCAACAAGUGCUGAUUGAGCUAACAGCAUGAACCAACGCCAUGAGCAUGAACUGCUCGAGAAACCUGGCCAAACUUGGACAACUCGCUGCGCGUGUGUCGCUGCUUUCACAGCAUCGAACUAUGCAGAACCAGUCAUCCUUGCAUCGUCCAGACGCGUCGGGUUUGUCUGCCUUGGCCAUCGACUGCAGGGAAUAGCCAAGAUUACAGACCUCGUCGGUGUGUAGAGAUAGGUUCCAACCAGCAGAAGGUGUCGACUCGAGGUGACGCCAACAUGAGUCGUCCCGACAAUGUCGUGUGCGUAUUUUCGGGCAAGUGGCCGCAAACAUUGCGAGAUGAUAUUGCCAAAAGAAGCAAUGUUGAGUCACGUCAACACACGAACAGCCGAGAGCGCCGGAACGAGAAGCUCGUGAUGGAAAAUCGCGACUGGACUCCCUAUUCUGUCUUGUGGUUGCAUGAGCAGCUAAAACAGCGCAACGUCCAAGGGCAGCUGUGAACUGGGACAGAACGGACAAGUUUGGGCCAGACACAGUGGUGUACUUGACAACCUUUCAUCGCUGACAAGCUAGUAAGCGUGUCCAGUAACCCAUCACAAAAGAGCAAAAUACACGAACACAUCUACGGACG